Molecule: messenger RNA, 2535 nt
Organism: Spodoptera litura
Lineage: Eukaryota; Metazoa; Arthropoda; Insecta; Lepidoptera; Noctuidae
Molecular function (GO): RNA uridylyltransferase activity
Source: RefSeq, a predicted model, not a curated record
UAACUGACAAAUGGAAUGAAAAUAAACACGUUGAAAUCUUGAGAAUUUAUUCCUAAUCGAGGGAUAAUUCGGGUCGCAUAAUAUUAUUUAGUGAAAACUGCUACUCAUAUACAACAUGAAUUGGGAAGAUGAUGACAUAAUGGAUACAUCAAAUCUACAGUUUGUUGGUGAUUUUGAUUUACAAGUGCAAGAAAUUUUGUCAUAUGUGAGACUGACUGCGGAGAGAGUACAUAGUCUGAAACUUUUGUUUGAUGACUUAGAAUUUGCACUGCAGCAAUUGGCGCCUGGUUGCCAAAUAGAACCAUUUGGCUCUGUGGUGACUGGGCUCGGGAUAAAGUCAAGUGACGUGGACUGUUACGUGGCGCUGCCGCCAGGCGAGCUGCCCAGUCCUGAGCAUGUCGUCCGCGCUAGGAGGAUACUCGGCCGGUACAACACUAAGUUCACUCGGCUACUAGCAAUCACAAAUGCCAAAGUUCCCAUAGUCAAGUUUCUCCACAUCCCUACUCAGUGUCAUUGUGAUGUCAAUUUCAAAAGUCCUGCCGGAGUGCGCAAUAGCAAACUACUCGCUUUCCUACUGCACUGGGACAGACGAGCCCUUCCCUUAGCCAUUCUGAUCAAAUACUGGGCUAAACUAAACAAUUUUAUAGGCACCAAUCGGAUGGGCAAUUACGCGUUAAUGAUGAUGGUGGUAUUUUAUUUGCAAUUGAAGAACAUUCUGCCCGCUGUGUAUCGGCUGCAGGCCAACGUGCCGUCCUACAUGGUGGACGGCUGGAACACUGCCUUCGACGAAAGUAUGCGCGGCGACGGCACCAACACUGAGUCAUUGUACCACCUGAUGGGCGACUUCUUCAAAUGCCUUAGCACAUUCAACUUUGCUGAAUUUGUAAUUUCACCGUAUUUAGGGCGCGCGAUCCCUAAGAAAUGUUUCGAAAAUUUUGAUCUUCCGGACGAGUUCCAUUUAUACAAGCAACAUGUUACAGUGGAUGUCCGUAAAAAAAUAAAUAUAAAAACCAAAGUUUGCGUUCAAGACCCCUUCGACCACGCAAGGAACUGUACUGUUGGCGUCUACGAAAGGCUGGUGGACAAAAUAUUGUUUCACUUUAAUUUCGCGGCGCAUAAGUUUAGCGAACAGCCAAGUCACAAUUUUCUAAAAGUUAUAUUGACGCAAGAUCCAAACAGUCGGCCAAUUAGCAAGGCGUUACCGCCGCAUCUACUUAAACAUAAUAAAAUACAAAAAGCAAACAAAACGAAACAGAAGCAAAAAGGGCUGCGAACUGGUUUAUCGAUGCUCGCAAACAAUCGCUCAGCAAUCACUGUGUUGACGAAAGGAGACAUAUCAACAAAGUAAGUCAGUCAUCGCGUCUGAGUAUAAUGUUGUCGAUACCUAUUGUGUACCUGCGUUACUGCGCGUGCGUAGCUAAGUGAGAGAGACCGCGACAGACUGUGCGCUGCAUAAUAUUAUGUGUAACAUAUGCCUGUUGACGCAUACUAAAUACUGUUUUAAGUAGAAUAUUUUUAUUAGAAGAUAUAUAUUAUGUACAUAAAUAUUUAAAAUAGAAAAACAGAAAAAAGUGAAAAGAAAAGACUUCGGAGUUUGGAUAAAUACUUAAAUAUUAUACUUAGAUAUAUUUGUAUUGGUGGGUACGUAUAUCCAUUAGUAUUUUUCCCAAUCUUGAUGUGACAUUUUAAUACCAAUGAAAGUAACAAACAUGAAAAAUAAGCUUAAAGCAUCUUAUUGUGUAGACACAGUACUACUGUUAGUUAUGGUAUCAACUACACAAUAAGAAUUUGAAAUAUUCAUUAUUAAUAUGACACAUGACUUGUAAAAAAUUCACAAUGUACACACAGAUAAAAUAAUCAUUGAUCAGUGAACUUACUUGUAAAAAGGCCUAUUAAAGUUGAUAUUUAAAAUGUAAUUAGGUUAGUAUGUUUUAUAAUUAUGUAAGUAGUUACUGAUUUUGUCGAAAAGUCAUCACAUUUAUGGUUCUUCCGUGGACAUAGUAUUAUUGUAAUUUCUCAGGGGUUGUUCAAAUUAUUUUAGUAGUUUAACAUAUUUUAGUGUACCUAUAAAGUUCAGGUUUUUGCCAAUUUUUGGUAAAAUAAGUUGUUUAGGUAGUUACAUCUUUUCGGCCUUACAUUUUUUUUUACUUGUAUCGAAUGUGAAAUAAAAUAUUGGCACAUAAUAGUGUACAAACUUGUAUAAUAUAAACACAAGAUCUUGCAGGUGUUAGGUCAAGCAAUGAAAUUCAACUUUCUUUUUUAGAUUCAAAAGAAAAAGUAGAUAAAAUGAUUCGCGAAUCACUACAAUUUUUACGAAAAAUGAAACUUUUCCUUUUCAUUUAAAGUAUAUACUUAUCACGACCUGACCCAGCAUCUCCAAGAUGUUGCCUACAUCUUCUUACCCCUUGUAUUAGGUAGGUAGCUAGCUAUUCUAGUCUUCCACCAUUAUUGUAAGUAUAUACUACUUACUAAUACAAUUUCUUUAUAUUGUAAUUCUCGUGAGACAUAUUAAACUUAAUUACAUUUGUUUACCGA